Molecule: messenger RNA, 1998 nt
Organism: Trifolium pratense (red clover)
Lineage: Eukaryota; Viridiplantae; Streptophyta; Magnoliopsida; Fabales; Fabaceae
Product: pre-mRNA-processing factor 19 homolog 2
Exons: 18
Coding region: 134-1711 (525 amino acids)
Biological process (GO): DNA repair; mRNA splicing, via spliceosome; protein ubiquitination
Cellular component (GO): Prp19 complex; cytoplasm; U2-type catalytic step 1 spliceosome
Molecular function (GO): ubiquitin protein ligase activity; protein binding
Source: RefSeq, a predicted model, not a curated record
CUACCAAAUCUGAACCCUUGUCCCGGUUUUUAUUUUGUUUUUUCUUCGCCUUCGUUUUUUUUCUCUGCACCAUCUCACUUCCCUUUCACUUCUCCAAAACCCAAAACCCUAAUUUUCAAUUCUCCACUGCACCAUGAACUGCUCCAUUUCCGGUGAGGUUCCGGAAGAGCCUGUGGUGUCAAAAGGCUCCGGUCUUCUCUUUGAGAAGAGGUUAAUCGAGAGACAUAUUGCGGAUUAUGGGAAGUGUCCAGUUACUGGAGAACCACUUACUUUGGAUGACAUUGUACCAAUCAAAACAGGCAAGAUUGUGAAGCCUAGACCAGUGCAGGCAGCUAGCAUUCCUGGCAUGAUCGGGAUGUUCCAAAAUGAAUGGGAUGGGUUGAUGCUAUCUAAUUUUGCAUUGGAGCAGCAAUUGCAUACAGCAAGGCAAGAGUUAAGUCAUGCUCUAUAUCAGCAUGAUGCUGCUUGCCGUGUGAUUGCAAGACUUAAAAAGGAACGAGACGAAGCUAGGUCUAUACUUGCACAGGCAGAAAGGCAGUUCCCGAUUUCUACACCAAAUGAUGCGACUGCAAAUGCUCCUGUUCAUAGCAAUGGGAAAAGAGCUGCUGAUGAUGAGGAGCUAGCACCUAAUGCGAAGAAAUUACAUCCUGGAAUUUCUUCUAGCAUAAUUACUGAGCUAACAAACUGUAAUGUUGCUCUUUCACAGCAGAGGAAAAAGCGACAGAUUUCUGCGACUUUGGCCCCUAUUGAUGCUAUAGAGACAUAUACCCAGAUAUCUAGUCAUCCCUUAAACAAAACAAACAGACAAGGCAUUAUAUCUCUUGAUAUCCUUUAUUCUAAGGACUUGAUUGCAACUGGAAAUGUUGAUACAAAUGCUGUUAUUUUUGACCGUCCAUCAGGGCAAGUAUUAGCUACACUCAGCGGUCACUCUAAAAAGGUAACCAGCGUGAAGUUUGUAGGUCAGGGCGAAUCUAUCAUUACUGGUUCAGCAGAUAAGACAGUUCGUUUGUGGCAAGGGUCAGAUGAUGGUCGCUAUACCUGCAGACAGACCUUGAAAGAUCAUUCGGCUGAGGUGCAAGCUGUCACUGUCCAUGCCACCAAUAAUUACUUUGUGACUGCAUCACUUGAUGGCACUUGGUGCUUUUAUGAACUGUCUUCAGGGACUUGUCUGACCCAGGUUUCGGACUCUUCCGAAGGCUAUACAUCUGCAGCUUUUCAUCCUGAUGGUCUUAUUCUUGGAACUGGCACUACAGAUUCUCUUGUUAAGAUCUGGGAUGUUAAAAGUCAGGCAAAUGUUGCUAAAUUUGAUGGACACCAGGGGCAUGUGACUGCAAUAUCCUUUUCUGAGAAUGGUUACUACCUUGCGACUGCAGCUCAUGACGGUGUAAAGCUUUGGGAUCUACGCAAGUUGAAAAACUUCCGGAAUUUUGCCCCAUAUGACAAAGAAACUCCAACAAACUCUGUGGAGUUUGACCACAGUGGAUCCUACCUUGCAGUUGGAGGCUCGGAUGUAAGGAUAUACCAAGUUGCAAAUGUGAAAUCUGAAUGGAACUUGAUCAAAACUUUUCCCGAUUUAUCUGGAACAGGGAAAUCCACAUGUGUAAAAUUUGGCCCAGAUUCAAAAUACUUAGCAGUUGCAUCAAUGGACCGGAAUCUUAGAAUAUUCGGCCAACCUGGUGAAGAUAUACCUGCCGCAAGUUGUGCUCCAUAGUCAUGCUGCUGGUGGGACAGUUGCUACCUGCUAUUAGUGUUUGUCUCUAGUUUCAUUGGUUGGAAAAGUGAAUGAAAGUUUUGGUUAGUUUGAUUCUUAAGUUUCAGUUAAUUUGAUUCUUAAGUCGGGUUCCUUGCAAAUAUACUCGAGGCUUUCUGCAGCAACAUUACUAAAGGACAUGUUGUAAUAUUUGCAUUUCAUGAAAAUCUGAAGUCUGUAUUGUCCCUCAGAUAGUUUGUAAUCUGAUUACUGACUAGUGAGAUAAUGUAAUUUAUUGGCCAUUGCUA